Molecule: messenger RNA, 2715 nt
Organism: Homarus americanus (American lobster)
Lineage: Eukaryota; Metazoa; Arthropoda; Malacostraca; Decapoda; Nephropidae
Product: collagen alpha-1(I) chain-like
Exons: 4
Coding region: 36-1988 (650 amino acids)
Source: RefSeq, a predicted model, not a curated record
GACGGAGUAGAGACACAGUCGGCUUCAAACCUACGAUGAUGACGGUAAAAUUGAGAACGCUGGUAAUACUUCUGCUGGUGGCAGUUUUCUCCACAUCAGUUCAGGGUGGUGACAAUGAGUGUGAAGAUGCUGGUGGGAAUUGUGUGAGCAAAGAGGAAUGUGAAGUUAAACCAUCUGCAGCAGACUGCCAGGAGGAAGAUGAAGUCUGCUGCAUUACUCCUUCAAGAAAUAAGAUAGAAAAAACGAAGCUCCACAUGCAAAAGUCUCAGAGGGAAAAGCAACAGCAGAGGAAGAGGAACAAUAAGAAAAUGGAGCCGAAAGAGAAGAAAGAGAAAAAUGAAGUGAAAUUGAGAGAUGGCAAAUAUGGUAAAAAGCCGAAAAAGAAGUCUUGCAAUGAAGUCGGAGGAGUAUGCUCCUCAAAGUGCUCUAACGGCAAGGUUAGAGGCGGCAAAUGCUCAGCCAGAGAAAAAUGCUGCAAGCCUAGUGGUGGUGGUGGUGACGGUGGCGGUGGUGGUGGUGAUAACGUAGGUCCAGCAGGUCCACCUGGUUCUCCAGGUGAAAAUGGUCAGCCAGGUAAACCUGGUCCUGCAGGCCAACCUGGUCAAGACGGAACUCCUGGCCUUCCCGGUUCUCCUGGUCCUACUGGUAAUCGUGGCCCUGCCGGUUUACCUGGCCCAGAUGGUGCUCCUGGUGUUGCAGGACCUGCAGGUCCUGUAGGUCCUGGAGGUCCUCCAGGUCCUACAGGUCCCGCUGGUUCCCCAGGUUUUAAAGGUGUUCCUGGAGAUAAAGGCCCUACAGGCGGGGUAGGUGGUAAAGGUGCUGUAGGUGAUAAAGGUAUGCCAGGUGAUACAGGUCCUGCAGGUCCGGUAGGUCCUACAGGCCCUGCAGGUCCUAAAGGUACUGCAGGUCCUGCAGGUCCUGCAGGUUCUAAAGGUAUGCCGGGUGAAACAGGACCUGUAGGUCCUGCAGGUGCUAAAGGUAUGACAGGUAAUACUGGUCCUACAGGUCCCACGGGUCCUGCAGGUGAUGAAGGCCCCGCUGGUGCUGCAGGUCCUACAGGUGAUAAAGGUUUAAAAGGAGAUAAAGGUUCUGCAGGUGAUGUAGGCCCUGCAGGUCCUAAUGGUACUGCAGGUCCUGCAGGUCCUGCAGGUGAUAAAGGUAUGGCAGGUAAUACAGGUCCUACAGGCCCUACAGGCCCUAAAGGUUCUGUUGGUGAUAAAGGCAUGACGGGAGAUAAAGGCAUGAAAGGAGAUAAUGGUGGUAAAGGCAUGCAAGGGGAUAAAGGUGAUAAAGGUGGUGUAGGUGAUAAAGGUGUGAAAGGUGAUAAAGGUGGCGUAGGUGAUAAAGGUGGUGUAGGUGAGAAAGGUGGUGUAGGUGAUAAAGGUGGUAAAGGUGAUAAAGGUGAUAAAGGCAUGAAGGGAGAUAAAGGAAUGAAAGGUGAUAAAGGUGUUAAUGGUGAUAAAGGUGAUAAAGGUGAUAAAGGUGAUAAAGGGGGUCAAGGUGACAAAGGUGAUAAAGGUGAAAAGGGUGAUAAGGGUGAUAAGGGUGAUAAAGGCAACCCAGGCCAAGGCAACGGCAACGGCCAGGGCAACGGUAACGGCCAGGGCAACGGUAACGGCCAGGGCAAUGGCAACGGCAACGGUAACGGCCAGGGCAACGGCAACGGACAGGGCAACGGUAACGGCCAGGGCAACGGUAACGGCCAGGGCAACGGCAAUGGCCAGGGCAACGGCAACGGCCAGGGCAACGGUAACGGCCAGGGCAAUGGCAACGGCAACGGUAACGGCCAGGGCAACGGCAACGGACAGGGCAACGGUAACGGCCAGGGCAACGGUAACGGCCAGAGCAACGGCAAUGGCCAGGGCAACGGCAACGGCCAGGGCAACGGUAACGGCCAGGGCAAUGGUAACGGCAACGGUAACGGCCAGGGCAACGGCAACGGCCAGGGCAACGGUAACGGCCAGGGCAAUGGCCAGCAACAGAGCUAGCAGUACGGUACUAAAGGUAGAAAAGGCAGUGAUGGUGUAUAUGAUUCUGUUAAAUAGGGAAUUAUCAGAUACCAAGUAUGAGGUGAAGAUCUGGUGGCCAAGGAGAAGACUGAAGUGCUGCUGUGGAAGACUUAGGCUGCAACAACCACGAUCACAUCUUUUCACACGACAGAGGACUCUGCAAUAUUCCUUCUUUAUCCUGUCAAGAGGCUCAUAACCUGUUAAAGUCCCUGCACCUGUUGAAGCCUUACCACAACCUGCCAUUGUUUAGACAAUCCCGCACACUACUGAAUCUUAUCCUUAUGCUGAAACAUAAACACUUUCUGAUGCAGUAAUGAACGAUGAACUACAACUCCUCCAAGAGUAAGAUAAUAACUCAAGUAAAUGACACCUGCUCAAACAGUACUACCGCGUGUUGACUAAUAAAGAUAAACGCCUGUUAUUUGUUGAUACUAUAACUUCCUUCCGUUGCAUUACUUUAUGUACCGGUAUUUAUUGGUGUAUGUAUAGUUGUUAGACUUUUGGUGUAUCAGCUCUGUGUAACUGGUGAUGUAUUAGAUGGUGUUCCAGGUGUUGUAUUGUUGAAUUUAUACCCUCUUGUUUUUGCUGGACCGCAAUAGGUAUAUUAGCUAAGCUAUUAGAGAGAAUAACAAAAUAUUUACUACAUUUCUACCUAUUAAUAAAAAUUAUUAUUACACCUCGUGUUAAUAUAAAUGCACUGCAAUUA